Hyla sarda is the source of this 936-nucleotide messenger RNA. RefSeq names its product NADH:ubiquinone oxidoreductase core subunit V2 (gene NDUFV2). Lineage: Eukaryota; Metazoa; Chordata; Amphibia; Anura; Hylidae. The transcript is spliced from 8 exons. Gene Ontology annotation, biological process: mitochondrial electron transport, NADH to ubiquinone. Gene Ontology annotation, molecular function: NADH dehydrogenase activity. Bases 134 to 865 code for a protein of 243 amino acids. The record is from RefSeq and is a predicted model, not a curated record.
UUGAUUAGUUCGCCCUUGAACUAGCUCCCUUCUUAUUGGCGGUCAGUCUUUCCCCUUAGAUCGGCGCUCAGCUAGUGCUGCCUGGCUGUCUCCGGUGUUCUUGCGGCCCUGAGUAGCUGUGACCUGAGCCGCUAUGUUCCUGUGCUCCAGGCUCCGGGCCGGGGUCACCAGCUCGGUACGACGAUACUUACAUGAAACGGCAAGAUGCAGCGGAGCUGGAGGAGCCUCAUAUGUGCAUAGAGAUACCCCUGAGAACAACCCAGAUACCUUCUUUGACUUCAAUGAAGAAAAUUACAAGAGAAUAGAGGUUAUUAUUGGCAACUACCCAGAAGGUCACAAAGCUUCAGCUGUAAUCCCGGUUCUUGAUCUGGCACAGAGACAGCAUGGAUGGUUGCCUAUCUCUGCUAUGAACAAGGUAGCCGAAGUCUUGGAUAUGCCUCCCAUGAGAGUCUAUGAAGUUGCAACCUUCUAUACGAUGUACAACAGAAAACCUGUAGGGAAAUACCACAUCCAGAUUUGUACUACAACACCUUGUAUGCUUAGAGAUUCUGAUUCCAUACUGGAAGCUAUCCAAAAGAAACUUGGAAUACAUGUUGGAGAGACCACACCUGAUAAGAUGUUCACACUGACAGAAGUUGAGUGUCUUGGUGCCUGUGUAAAUGCACCAAUGGUGCAAAUUAAUGACAAUUAUUAUGAGGAUCUGUUGCCAAAGGAUAUCGAAAGUAUCAUUGAUGACUUGAAGGCUGGAAAAGUUCCUAAUCCUGGACCAAGAAAUGGCAGAUUCUCAUGUGAGCCCAGUGGGGGACUAACCUCUCUGACAGCACCCCCACCAGGACCUGGAGUUGGUGUUAGGGCAGAUCUCUAAUCUUUUUACAGUAGUAUGUAUAUCUAUGACAUGAACCUUAAACAUGAAUAAAGUUAUAUUGUAAACCAUUA